GCGAAAAAAGCGUAGCGGUCCGACCGCGGCAACCACGGGCCGCUGAGACGCAUUGGUCGCUGCAGAGGAGCCCACUGCUCUGCUUGAGCGCACGGUGUGUCAAACCGGCAGUCCCGAGGCGCCACCGAGCUACAGAGAGCAGAGGCCCUGACAACUCAUCGAAGCCGCGGGACGCCGCGCCACAAGGAAAACAUGGACGCGACGACGCAGCAGCCGACGGACUCGUCGCCGCCGCCGCCCCCACCUCCGAAAAAGUCCUCGCACCCUUCAUUGUCCGACCUAGCUUCAUCAAUAGCGUCGAAGCUGUCGCUUUCCUCCUCGAAGCCGCCGCCGCCGCCGCCGCCGCGGCCCCCACGAAGCCCGCCCAUGAAGCGGCCGCCCGAAUCGCCUGUAGCUAGACUCCUGGCAAAGUCCCACAUCCUCGACGACGCACUCGCGGCGGCCCUAUCGAACAAGCUCCCGGACACGCUGAAAGGCUACAACCUCAAACUACUGUACAGUCUCCAGCAGCACGGCGCGGACCCCGGGACCUUCUACGCCCGAUGUCAAUUCGACCACCGGACACUCAUAGCGAUACAAACGACGCGAGGCGAAGUGUUUGGCGGCUACAUGACCAUGCCCUGGCGGCCGUCGGAAGAGUAUUACGGGACUGGGCAGUCAUUCUUGUGGCGAAAAACGAACAAAUGCGACAUCAAGAGGCCUGGAUCUCUCUUGAGAGGCUUCUCGUCGUCCCCGCGCCAGAAACGUAUCACGAAUGUGGAAGUGUACGGCUGGACGGGCAAUAAUUCCUACUUCGCGCUCUGCUCCGAUAGAAGUGUCGCGAUGGGCGGCGGCGGGUCGUUCGGGUUUCUGGUGGAGGAGGAUUUUUCAAGAGGCACGUCGGGCACGUCGGAAACAUACAACAACCCGCAACUCUCGUCAGCACCGGAUUUCGAGGUCGUGAACUUCGAGUGCUGGGGGUUUACGACGUGUGCGACCGUCGAGGAGUUGUCGCGGGAGUCGCCUCUGCGCGCUCGGCCCGUCGUCAAGGCCCAGGCGCAGCUGCGGCGGUGACGGCGUCGACCUCCGCGCCGUCGACGCGACGUCUGUUGUCGCCGCGCACGACCACGGACGCGCCGCCGGUGCCGCGACACGUGCCGCGUCGAUGGCGUGGGGCGCGAAAUGUUAACUAGUCUUGUUGUUACGAAAAAAACG
This is a messenger RNA of Pelagomonas calceolata, 1194 nucleotides long. NCBI's taxonomy places the organism in Eukaryota, Pelagophyceae, Pelagomonadales, Pelagomonadaceae. The record is from the annotation of a GenBank genome assembly.